Molecule: messenger RNA, 1172 nt
Organism: Mollisia scopiformis
Lineage: Eukaryota; Fungi; Ascomycota; Leotiomycetes; Helotiales; Mollisiaceae
Exons: 1
Coding region: 177-1172 (331 amino acids)
Source: RefSeq, a predicted model, not a curated record
GCCUCAACGUUCCUUCGGAGGACGAAAUCCUAUGGGAUACCAUACGUCGUCGACUGUUCUGGAUGGCUAUAGCAAUCGCUGGCCCAGAAUUCGUGCUUACCUAUGCCAGCGGGCAGUGGGGCACAGCCAGGGAUUCAGUCAAGGCUUUCAAGGCCUCAAACUCCCCUUAGUGGACGAUGGAACACGGAUUCUUUGCCGACAUGGGCGGGUUUCUUCUCGUGCCACCAGACACCGUUCCAUUCCCCGCCACUGCGAAGCAGAUCCAUUGGCUUAUUGAGCACCGCUAUCUACCAUUCCCGGACGUUACAUCGGCUGAACUGGCAGACAAGUCUAAGCAAGAUACGGUUGCGAAAGUAGUCACCUGUUUUCAGAUUGGCUACCUGGUUCUUCAAUGCCUCGGGCGAGCAGCUCAACGCCUCACCGUAACUACGAUGGAAUUGUCAGCACUUGCCAUUGUUGUCUGUUCCAUCAUGACAAGCCUUUGUUGGUUACAUAAACCUUCCAAUGUCCGAAUUCCGAUCAAGUUGCAACUUAAGAUUAGCAUAGAGCGGAUACUCAGGGAAGCCGGGGAGAUUGCAGCGACGCCAUAUAAACAAACACCGCUAGACUUCAUCGACGAUCUGUGCCCUAGUUGGUCUUUGAACGUGCAAACCUUCAUGAAUAUGCCUGUCGCACCCUUCGAGAGGCCAAUGUCGCGGCUCGGCAACGACAGAUUCCCCAACCUCAAGGGAUAUCAGGAAGCAAUUCUUUGCGUUGCAACCUUGGUGUAUGCCUCUAUACACGUCAUGGGUUGGAACUUCGAAUUUCCAACAAGAGCAGAGUUGAUCCUGUGGAGGGUGUGUAGCAUGUUCUUGUUUGGUAACACUGUUGCUUUCUGGAUAUUCGAAACUUCUGCUGCCUGGUACCAUAUUGGACGCUGGCAGCGAUUCUUCUGCAGUAUCUUUUGGAAGUCUAAGCUUGAGGACGUGGAGAAGGCAAGACUAGCAAGAGAGGCUGCUAGAGUUCCAAAAAUACUGCCACUGAGAGCUGAAUUUUGGAGUAUCUUUCCCCUCGCUUGCACAUACGCUGCCGCCAGACUCUAUCUGAUCGUCGAGGCCUUCCUCGGGAUGAGAGCGCUGAAUGCGAGUGCUUACUCCACUGUGAACUGGGCGACAUACAUCCCACAUGUUUAA